Molecule: messenger RNA, 5279 nt
Organism: Brassica napus (rape)
Lineage: Eukaryota; Viridiplantae; Streptophyta; Magnoliopsida; Brassicales; Brassicaceae
Product: mitogen-activated protein kinase 8
Biological process (GO): intracellular signal transduction; protein phosphorylation
Cellular component (GO): cytoplasm; nucleus
Molecular function (GO): ATP binding; MAP kinase activity
Source: RefSeq, a predicted model, not a curated record
GAGAAGGUACAUGAUCACGAGGUCUAAGAGUGUUCAUGUUUUCCUACUAACAGCAUUCAAUUAUAGCUUGUUACACAAGGUACUCACAGAGAUCAAAGGAACAGAUUAUAAGGAGAUGAACUCCUAUGUGGUGGUUGCUGCUACAAAUUUCGAAAUUGACAAUGGUCUGGUCAUAAGAAAGAAAUUAGAUACAAUGAUGUAGUAAGCAGCAUAUGGAUCACUGGAUAAGAUGAAAGAACAGCUUCGUUCCUAAGCUGAUUCAUGGACUGAAACAUAAACCAGCUGCAUAUAGUAUGUAAAAGAAAUUGAUCACGCAUGAUCAUUGAUCUUGGAGUUGUAUAAAAGACAAUCCAAUACAAUCCAUAUAUUUGAAAUUCCUUGUGAUUAUAAUAAACCUAAAAGAGGUUAGUAGACAUAGAAUAAAUCUAUGUGGGUGUCCGCCCAAAAGCGUCCAGCUCCGGCCCUUCAAACCAAAGAUGUCCGACUCUGUCCGUCUAAGGGCGUCCGGCUCUUCAGCAAAGAACGUCUGGCUCUUCUACUAGACGCGUCCGGCUUUUAAGACUAAAAGGCGUCUGACCCUUCUUCUUGAUCACGGGCUAGUAGAGACAAAAGAUCAACCGGAUACAAAUGUAUUGUAGUCCAUAAACUUGUGAGAGCCGAGAUCUAUGACCUAAUAAUAUAUAUUUCAGUGUGUGAUAUAAUCCACAACAAUAGAGGUUAUGAGACACCAUUAAGAGAUGGAUAAAGGACUGCAAUGUCCGAGAGAAAUACAUAUGGUAUUGCCUAAAGCAAGAAAGAUCGAUGACCAUAUGUAUGGAUCAUGAAUAUGUUCUGGCCAAUAAGCCAUUGUAUGGCAAAAUUAUAAAGCCAUUGAUAUACAUCUGAGUAUAGAAAAUACAGCGAGACAUAGGUUCAUGAUAACCAUGUUUAGUACAUUGUCCAUGAGUACUCGGUUUAUCCGACCAUAGUAAAGAGUUAAGAGUAGACGAUCACGUCUAGACUAUGGACAUAUGCAAACACGAUUUGCAAAGACCCAAUAGUGAUCUCCGAGGACAAUGUGAUUCACAUUGCUUAGCACAUAUGCUUUACCGGGACACUCGAUGUCAAAAGACAUGAGAAACGACCUAAGAGGUCGAAGUGGUCUAGUUACGGCUUAGUAAUGAAACUGGCCGAUUACUUCUCAUCCUAUACAUACAAGAAAUAUCAUGCACAAGAUGCGUAGAAUGUAGAACCUACACUGAGGUUCACAUCAGGGGAAGUAGUGCGUGUUGUACUCUUUUUCCUUCAUCAUGGUUUUGUCCCACUGGGUUUUCCUGAUAAGGUUUUAAUGAGGCAACAUGAAGCGUACUACAAAUCCUGUAUGGUUAUGGCAUCCAAGGGGGAGUGUUAUAAAUCAUGGAGUGGAUUGCCAUUAACCAGGCCCGGCCCAAGACCGGCCCAAUACCUAGAAGAUGGAGAGAUGGCCGAAGCCCUAGAGAGAGGAGAGAGAGACCCGACUUCAGGAGAGAGAAAGGUGGCCACAAAGCUUGGAGAAAAUGAAACCCUUUCUUUUUCAUAGUAGAUGUAAUCUUUCCAUUUUUAUGUAUUAGUAGUUUUCCUAAUCAUAGUGAAUUUAGGUUUUGGAUACUUUCCAUUUAUCUUCAUCUUGUAAUCCUUAUAUAAAAGAACCCCCUUGAUCAUUAAUAAUAACAGAGAAAUAUUCAGUUUCUAAACUCUCUAAUUACACCAUAUAUAUUAUUUUUUAGUUUUCUUUCUUUCGUAUACAUGUUUCUAACUGUAAGUUAGUUAACAAGGAAGCUGUUGCUCUUCUGAGUGCAAGUUUUAAAAGCAACUUUCAGUCAAAGCCCAAGACCGAAGGUAAAAAAAGGAAACUAAAAAGGUAAAAUGAAAAAGAAAGAGAUGGAUGGAUGCACCAAUAGUAGGAGAGGAUUGUCCUUUUAAGCUCAAAAGCUCUUUAACAUUCAUCAGUUUUUCACCUUACAUUCCCAAACCUAGAAACCUCAAAACUCUCUCAAAGGCUCAAAGCUUCUUCUAAAUUACUAAUGAUGAGGUCAAAGAGGUGUCGAGCUCCACAAGAGAAGAUCACUCUCAAGGUCACGAACCUAGAGGACGAAGGUAAAGAUGUCUACGAGAUUGGUGUUCAUGUACAUCUUGAGAGACUAAUGCUUGAUUACUGCCAAAGGAGAAACUUAGAUUACACCACUCUCAGUUUCAUCUUUAACGGUACCUUCAUCAGGCCACUACAGACUCCCGCUCAGCUGAUGAUGGAAAAUGACGACAUCAUCGACACGGUCAUGGAUCAAGGCAGCGCCGGUACUAACGAAGGCACCGCUUGAGAAGAAAUGAGUUUUUUUAGUCACUCGUUUUAACUAUCUAGAGUUUCAUAAUUAGAGAGUAUUUUAAUUAGAGUUUCAUAAUUAGAGUAUUUAAUUUGUUAUGUUGCAUUUAAUAGUUUGAACCAUGUCCACUUAUUUAUUUAAUCCGUAAAAUUGUUCUGGAUGUGAAAACAAAAAUCAUAAUUAUGCAGUUUCAUUAAAAAAAAUUCCUCAAUUUCUGACGAAACAAAAGAAAAGAUGGAUAAAAACACACUUAUUGUAUGCCCCACUAGAAAAGCCCAUUAUACACAAUAAAUGCAUGCCCACACAGCCACAUCACAAAGUAGAUCAGGGUAACCCGAAUCCGGUUAAGAUAGACCGUUCUAUUCAAACCGGAACGUAAAAACAUUCUUAGACCAACCGCAAUGGUGAGUCUGAAAUGGCUCGAUUUCCUAUGUUAUUUUUUUAUUUUUUUAUUAGUUUUUUUCUUUUUUUCUUCUAAUUAAAAAAAAUUAAAAAAAUAAAUAAACUAAUCGUGGGCCGCCACGUAUCGUGGGGUCCGCGACACAGUAACAAUCCUCCACUUAGAUCAAUCCUUAGGUUCGGACUUUUCGAUCUCGAUCCGGCACAGAAACCAACAAAUUAAUAUUUUAAUAUUUUUUUUUUAAGGAUUGCACCUACGGACUCGCGUUGCAUGUGCUCUUACGUUUUAAAUGUGAACCAUUUUAUUCUUCCCUCUCUUCUCUCUCUCUCCAAUCAAUUAGGAAGAAGAUGGUCUCCCACUCGUAAGGAAGGACACAAUCGAGAGAUGCGGCGAGAAAGAUGCUGAUUUGACGAGAAUUGUUUGGCUGAGAACGAAUUUCGGAGACCCAGUUUCGUAAAUUACCAAUUUUUCUAAAUCUAAGUAGUGGUUGAUGGGUGGUGGUGGAAAUCUCGUUGACGGUGUUCGUCGUUGGCUUUUUCAUCGUCCUUCUUCUUCUUCUUUCAAUGAUAAACACGAAACUAUUGUUCUAAAGUCUGAUACUUUUUCUAAUCCCGAUCAAUCUGGAGUUUCGAAUGAGCUUAUUCUCGUUACUGAAGAUCUCGAUUUCUCUGGGCUAAAGCUUAUUAAGGUUCCGAAACGUAAUCACUUACCCAUAGAUCCUCAAAAGAAGGGUGUGCAAGAGACUGAGUUCUUCACGGAGUACGGAGAAGCAAACAGGUACGAGGUUCAAGAAGUCGUUGGCAAAGGAAGCUACGGCGUUGUGGCUGUGGCUUCCGCUCUAGACACACACACUGGUGAAAGAGUCGCCAUCAAGAAGAUAAACGAUGUGUUUGACCAUGUCUCCGACGCAACCAUGCGGCUGCUUCGUCAUCCAGAUGUUGUGGAGAUUAAACACAUCAUGCUACCUCAUUCCCGCAGAGAGUUCCGUGAUAUCUACGUUGUCUUUGAGUUGAUGGAGUCUGAUCUCCAUCAAGUGAUUAAGGCUAACGAUGAUCUGACUCCUAAGCAUUAUCAGUUCUUCUUGUACCAGCUUCUCAGUGGUCUGAAGUAUGUUCACGCAGCUAAUGUGUUUCAUAGAGAUUUGAAACCAAAGAAUAUUCUAGCUAAUGCUGAUUGCAAACUGAAGAUCUGUGAUUUUGAACUCGCUCGUGUUUCUUUCAACGAUGCCCUGACCGCUAUAUUUUGGACUGAUUAUGUAGCUACUCGGUGGUAUUGUGCCCCUGAACUCUGUGGAUCGUUUUUCUCCAAAUAUACACCUGCGAUUGAUAUAUGGAGUGUUGGUUGCAUUUUUGCUGAAAUGCUAUUGGGAAAGCCUUUGUUUCCCGGCAAAAACGUGGUGCACCAAUUGGAUCUUAUGACUGACUUUCUCGGCACUCCACCGCCUGAGUCCAUUUCAAAAAUUAGAAAUGAAAAGGCGAGGAGAUACCUUAGCAGCAUGAGGGAAAAACAGCCGGUUCCUUUCUCUCAUAAGUUCCUUAAAGCUGAUCCUUUGGCUCUUCGCCUUCUUGAACGCCUUCUUGCAUUUGAUCCUAAAGAUCGUGCAUCAGCUGAAGAUGCAGUGUCUGAUCCAUACUUCAGUGGUUUGUCGAACUCAGAGCGUGAACCAUCAACGCAGCCAAUUUCAAAGCUUGAGUUUGAUUUUGAGAGAAAGAAGUUAAACAAAGAUGAUGUCAGAGAAUUAAUCUACCGAGAGAUAUUGGAGUAUCAUCCUCAGAUGUUGGAGGAAUACAAGCGCGGUGGUGAUCAGCUUAGCUUCUUGUACCCUAGUGGGGUUGAUAGGUUUAAGAGGCAAUUUGCUUAUCUUGAAGAAAAUCAAGGUAAACCAGGAGCAGGAGGAGGAAGAAGUACUGCACUUCAUAGACAUCAUGCUUCCUUGCCAAGGUAAUGUGUUUUCACAGAAUCCCUCUCGCUUUGCUCUCUCUUUCUCUGAGAGCAUUUUGCUUCUUUGUGGUUGUGUGUUUGCAGAGAGAGAGUUCCUGCUCCGAAUGGUGAAACUGCAGAAGGAAGUAGUGAUGUUGAGAGUAGAGCAGCAGCUGAUGUGGCUUCAACCUUGGAAUCUGAGGAAGCAGAGAAUGGAGGAGGUUACAGUGCUCGUAGCCUCAUGAAGAGUGCCAGCAUCAGCGGUUCUAAAUGCAUCAAUGUCCAAUCUAAAACCGACAAAAAGGACAUCAUAGCUGAGGAUGGAAAUGAUGAAACAGUUUCAGAGCUUACUGAUAGAGUUGCUUCUCUUCAUAAUUCUUAAAAUAAAUAUAUAGUUUUUUUGGCAAAAGUUUUCUGGUGAAAAAUUUGUUUCUCCAUGUUUGCUUCUCCCUCUUCCACAACCAUCUUCGUGGUUGGGGUUUGAUUUGUUGUAUUUAAAAGUUUGGGGGUAAGAAUGAGAACUUUGAAUAAGCACAUCGAUCUCCAUGUAAUUUUUUGUUUUGUCUUUUUUAUACAAACUGAUCUUUGACGUUCUUUUUAGUUUAACGGAUUUUACUUCA